AUGUCGACGCACAAUUUACUCAUGGAGUUCCCAUUUUUCGACAUCAACGGCACAGGCAGCAGAUUUGGUGAUUUCCUCACUCUCCAACACCGCACUACCGACCCGGAUGCCGUCCACCGCCUAAUUUUCAGAGGCACUGCCGCCGGAUGGCACCAAGAAGUGGAUGCCACUGAGGUGCAAGCGACACGGCUCUGCAAAGUGCCCACCAAUUUACCGACAUGUUUUGAGACAGAGUAUGUGGCGCCUUUGCGAAUGCCCUUUAGUUUCAGCUCAUGCACCUAG
Messenger RNA from Sporothrix schenckii 1099-18, 282 nucleotides. RefSeq lists its product as uncharacterized. Lineage: Eukaryota; Fungi; Ascomycota; Sordariomycetes; Ophiostomatales; Ophiostomataceae. The record is from RefSeq and is a predicted model, not a curated record. The coding region runs from base 1 to 282 and encodes 93 amino acids. The transcript has a single exon.